Molecule: messenger RNA, 1395 nt
Organism: Oncorhynchus kisutch (coho salmon)
Lineage: Eukaryota; Metazoa; Chordata; Actinopteri; Salmoniformes; Salmonidae
Product: aquaporin-8-like
Exons: 5
Coding region: 87-866 (259 amino acids)
Biological process (GO): transmembrane transport; water transport
Cellular component (GO): plasma membrane
Molecular function (GO): water channel activity
Source: RefSeq, a predicted model, not a curated record
CAUAAGUCGCUCACUUGUAUCUCAGACACUUCAACUAGACAGUCAGACGGACAGUCAGAUUUACUCUUGAGGUCCGGACAGACACAAUGGGAGUUGAGAAAAUGGAGCUGGAUGAGGGACACUCGACUCUGAUGAGUGGCACCAAGAAGCCUCCCCCGGUUCGGCCUCCCAACACGUUUGAGCGCAUCAUCCAACCUUGCCUGGCAGAGGUGGUGGGAACCAUGUUCUUUGUCUUCAUCGGGUGUGUGUCGGUCAUUGAGAACGUUGAGUCUGCAGGAAGGGUACAGCCAGCACUGGUCCAUGGCCUGGCUGUGGCUGUCAUGGUGGCAUGCAUGGAUCAGAUCAGUGGAUCCCAUUUCAACCCUCCCUUCACCAUUGCCAUCUACCUGUGUGGCGGCAUGAAACUGUUCAUGGUUGUCCCAUACCUUAUCAGCCAGUUAUUAGGAGGGUUGCUGGGAGCUGCCAUGUCAAAGAUGAUGACAUCAAAGGAGAACUAUGCCAACGCCACCGGAGCGGCGUUUACUAUCCUCCAAUCAGAGGACCAGCUGGCAGGAGCCAUAUUUGGAGAGAUCGCCAUGACGUGCCUGGUUACCAUGGUAGUAUUGCUAGGGGCGGUCAAUGCAAAGAGCAAAAGCCCAAUGGUGCCUUUCCUGGUAGGCUGUACUGUCAUCAUCAACAUUCUGGCAGGGGGGGAUGUGUCUGGGACCUGUCUGAACCCAGCCAGGGCUCUGGGGCCAGCGGUAAUGGCCAACUACUGGACCUACCAUUGGGUUUACUGGGCUGGUCCUAUCGCAGGAGGUCUACUGGCAGCAGGACUAGUGAGACUUGUGCUUGGAGAUGAGAAGACACGAGUCAUCAUGAAGUGACAUCCGACUCUACAUGUCCUAUGCAAGUCACUUACUUCCUACUUUUUGUCAUAUUAUAAAGCUUUUUUUUCUAAGAAACGUGAAUUUAGACUGGAAUUUCUGUUUAAUUUGAAAGACUAUGAAUCUGGUUUGUAAAUAUCAGCAGAUAGGAGAUGUCAUAUUGUUAAUAUAACUCUUAUUGUACUCUCUGAUUCCAGUUUGCUUUCGUGCUUUUCCUUUAAAUUAAACGAUAAUGAUGUGGAUGCCCUCUAAAGAUGAUUGUAACUGCAAGCUGACUUACCGUGCUGCAAAAACGCCCCAGCGCUAAUAGCAUUGUGCAGAUCGGACCAUAUGGCGCUGCCCGCUGUGUUGGUGCUUUAAUAGCAGCACCGCACGUCAAACUUCAACUGGGCCUGGGUGGCGCUGUUUCAGCUGCUGAAAUUGACCUCUCUUUUAAUGACGCAUUAUAGACCUACUACAUUAUUGGGCUUACUUAGCAUUCAUCACCACCAAUGUACACCAAAAUAAAGCUUAUAAAUAUGCUUACAUA